AUGGCCACAUCCAAUCUCCCCACCACCAUCAAGGCUGUUUACCAGCAAGAUCCCAAGCUUACAACCUUGAAACUUUUACAAACUCCCAUUCCCAAAGCUACUGGUCAAGAUGAGCACCUCGUCAAGAUCAAGGCUACAGCACCAUGCCUUGGUGAAUUAGGCUGGGAGGUCAACUUCCCUAGUCUCUUUCCCCCAAACCGAGAGCGUGUCCCCGGAACUGAAGGCGCUGGUAUCAUCGCUACUUCGCCACCCUCCAGCUCUUUCAAGCCUGGAGACGAGGUAUACUUUCGCCUCCAUGCUAGGUAUCCAGGAUGUUUGCGAGAGUACACGAUUGUUCAUACAGAGGAACUGGCAUUGAAGCCAAAGACGCUGGACUGGAUUGAAGCAACCGCAACCCCAUUGAGCACCUUGACUGCGUGGCAAGGACUCUUUACUCAAGGAAUUUUGAAUAAGAAGGGGAUUAACGGUGAUGCAGACGCAAGAGCCCAUAACAGCAAAUUGAGGGUUCUCAUCACAGGUGCAAGUGGCAGCGUAGGUACUUGGGCAGUUCAUUUUGCUGCAGCCGCUGGCGCUGGCGCUGUAGUUGCGCAGUGCGGUAGUGCCGGCAUUGAGGCAGCCAGAAAGGCCGGAGCCACAGAGAUUAUCGACUACAAGAAACAAUCUGUCGCAAAUUGGGCUCAGGAAGACGCCUCUCGUGAGGUGGACUUGGCCUUCGAUUGCGUUGGUGGAUCAACUCUGGCGGCAUGCUGGUCCGCUGUGAAGAAGAAUGGCGUCUUGUUGAGUGUUGUCGGCAACCCGGCCGAGUUGAAACCCGAGUCUGUUAUAAAGGAUUUGGCGAAGAGCACUUGGUUCCUUAUGGAUUGCAAGGGCGAUGAUCUAAAGGAGAUUGCCGAUUUUAUUGAUGAGCGUGGGUUGAAGCCACAGAUUGACAGCGUGGUUGAGUUUGAGGACUUUCAGGCAGCCUAUGACAAGGUUGAGCAAAAGAAGGCAAAGGGAAAGGUAGUUAUCAAGGUUGAUAUCUAA
Trichoderma gamsii is the source of this 1023-nucleotide messenger RNA. RefSeq lists its product as hypothetical. Gene Ontology annotation, molecular function: oxidoreductase activity. The transcript has a single exon. The record is from RefSeq and is a predicted model, not a curated record. Gene Ontology annotation, cellular component: mitochondrion. NCBI's taxonomy places the organism in Eukaryota, Fungi, Ascomycota, Sordariomycetes, Hypocreales, Hypocreaceae. Bases 1 to 1023 code for a protein of 340 amino acids.